Molecule: messenger RNA, 2115 nt
Organism: Lindgomyces ingoldianus
Lineage: Eukaryota; Fungi; Ascomycota; Dothideomycetes; Pleosporales; Lindgomycetaceae
Product: TRM-domain-containing protein
Exons: 2
Coding region: 1-2115 (704 amino acids)
Biological process (GO): tRNA N2-guanine methylation
Cellular component (GO): nucleus
Molecular function (GO): RNA binding
Source: RefSeq, a predicted model, not a curated record
AUGAACACAAUCGAGGCACCUCCGAAAGCUGGCCAGACCAUUAGCCAUGGAGGAAAAGAAUACACCACCAUCAAGGAAGGCCUUGCUCACAUCCUCGUACCCCACGGCAUACCAACCUCGACUGACCCGAAAAUGUCCAAGGAAGAUACUGCGAGACAGCAAGUUUUCUACAAUCCAAUACAACAGUUCAAUCGAGACCUGAGUGUCCUCGCGAUCAAAACAUUUGGGCAGGAUUUCGUCGAGCGGAAACGACAGAAGCACGAACAGUCUACAAUGAAAAUGAAGAAAAGAAAAAAACGGGAGGAGAAAAAGAAGAACAUUUGUCAGGGCGCGGUUGGCGAUGGACAUCUUGAUGUAUCUGAGCGGGCGGAAUCACCCUCGAAGAAGAGGAGGGUUGAGGAGACCGGCGAAGUUAAUACAAUGGCAGAUAUUGCAGGCAAUAGAGACCCUGAGGAGGUGGAUAUCGUUCUGGAGGCCCCUGCAGAGAAUCCUAGUGUCGGUGAUGCACCCCUACAUACAGCAGGAGCGUCCGAUCAGUCCAAGAACACCACGAAUGGAACCGACUCGUACAAACCUCCGUUCAAGAUUCUUGAUGCACUUUCCGCCACCGGUCUUAGAGCGCUGCGUUACGCGAAUGAGAUCCCUUUCGCAACUUCUAUCACGGCUAAUGACUUGUCUAGCCGGGCUACUGACUCUAUCAAGCUCAACGUGAAGCAUAACAAGCUCGAAGAUAGGAUCACUGUAAACGCAGGGAAUGCUAUUGCUCACAUGUAUAGCUUUGUAGAGAAGCAUGGCUAUGAUGUCAUCGACCUUGAUCCCUACGGCACGGCAGCUCCAUUCAUUGAUGCUUCCAUCCAAGCAAUAAACGAUGAAGGAUUGCUCUGCGUGACUUGCACAGAUUCAGCAAUAUUUGCAUCGCAUGGCUACCUGGAAAAGACAUACUCCCAAUACGGUGGUUUGCCGUUGAAAGGAGAGCCAUGCCAUGAAGGGGGACUUCGAUUGAUUCUGCAUGCAAUCGCUUCCUCGGCCGCUCGAUAUGGAAUGGCUAUUGAGCCCCUCCUCUCUCUUUCAAUCGAUUACUACAUUCGAGUCUUUGUUCGUAUACGGAAAUCUCCCAACGACGUCAAGCUUCUAGCUGGCAAGACUAUGCUUGUAUAUCACUGUCAAAGUGGAUGCGGAUCUUGGUCGACUCAGUUCCUUGCUCGUAACAAACCCAACACGACUAAGGAUGGAAAACCAUCGUAUAAGCAUGGAUUUGCGCAAGGGCCGUCUGCAAAUCAACUCUGCGAGCAUUGUGGCAUCAAGACCCAUCUCUCUGGUCCCAUGUACGGCGGUCCAUUACAUAAUUCAGCAUUCGUCGAGAGAAUGCUAGCAGGGCUUCAAGAUGUUGACCGGGAAACCUACGCAACGAAAGACCGUAUGGAGGGUAUGCUUCGUAUCGCACUUGAGGAAAUCACAUUCGGCGUUCGGGACGUAAAAACUCAGAUGCCAGAUGCCCCUCGCCAAUUACACCCAUUCAUUCCAAAAGCGGAUCCUGCUGAGAUUGACCAUCAUCCGUUCUUCUUCAUUCCGAGUUCGGUUGCUAAGGUCAUACAUUGCCAAGCCCCGCCACUCGCUGCAAUGCGUGGGGCUCUGCGUUCAGCUGGGUUCAGGGUCGCUAUGAGUCACUGUAAGCCUGGAUCCAUCCGGACAGAUGCUUCUUGGACAGAUAUCUGGCACAUCAUGCUGGAAUGGGCCCGCCAAAGAGCUCCUCUCAAGAAACCAUUAAAGAAGGAGAUUCCUGGUUACAACAUCAUAUCUAAAUCCAGCGCCUAUCAGAUGGGGCUUGAGAAAGAGAAGGAAGAAGAUUUCACAAGGAAUGCUGCCGUGGAGGUUGUUGAGAGCUCUACAAGCGAAUCGAAUAAGGCAAUUGGCAACGCAGAGAGUAACGACUCCAGCGUAUCCAGAAUAAUAGAGGGAUCCAGUGAUGCUUCACCAUCAUACCUCAGUGCUAAGUAUAAAGUCGUGUUCAACGAUGAACUCGGCAAAGACCACGACAGGGGAAAGUAUGUUCGAUAUCAACUCGCGCCGAGAGAGAACUGGGGGCCAAUGUCUCGAGCUAAAAUCACGCAGUGA